Molecule: messenger RNA, 1071 nt
Organism: Hydra vulgaris (swiftwater hydra)
Lineage: Eukaryota; Metazoa; Cnidaria; Hydrozoa; Anthoathecata; Hydridae
Source: RefSeq, a predicted model, not a curated record
AUGAGUUUGAGUAAACUUUUUGCUGGUAGGAAGAGAAAUAGUUCAGUAUGGAAAUGGUUUAAAUACGAUGCAUCAUCCGACAAAUCAGUAUGUUUAGUUUUACUUGAUGGUAAAAAAGUAUGCAAUACAAAGUUGUGUGGAAAGAACCCAACAAAUCUUAAACUACAUUUAGCAAGAAACCAUAAGUCUGUACACGUUGAGCUGGAAGAGUCGGAAUUAAAGAAAUUAAGUGAAAAAAAGCAAACAGGGAUAAAGAGAAAAGCAGUGGAUGAAAAUGGACCCACUCUUUUAGAAUUGUCCUCAAAUCAGAACCAGACCUUGAUUCAAUGCAUUAAUCGUAGGAAUACCGCAUGGCCUAUUAAUUCACACGAGCAUAAAAUUCGACUAAACUCUCUUAUUCAAAUGAUAAUUGCAACAUGUAAUCCAGUGACAUUGGUGGAUAAUGCGAGUUUUAGAAAGUUAGUUAAUACCUUGGAUUAUAAAUUUUCAUUGCCUGCUUCUGCCAAAAUUACUAGCCUACUUAAUGAAGAAUUUACUGUUUUAACGAGAAAACUUCGUGACUUCAUAUCUAAAGGCAGGCGCUUCACAAUAUGCCUUGAUGGCUGGACUAAAAAAGGUCUUACUGCGUCCUUUUUAGGAAUUUCGGUUUGUUUUUUUCACUUCAAAUCCGAAAAACCAAUACAUGCUCUGCUUAAUUUGUAUCUUGUGAAACAUCCACAUACAGGUGAACAAAUUGCUAAUACUGAACGUGAUAUACUUAUUGAAUUAGAAAGUCAGGUUAAUGAAGAGCAGAUAACAGAUCUGGAAGACGAUGAGAAUAUGACAAAUAGUGAAGAGUGGGAACAUGUUGACUUGAUAGUUGAUGUAAUAGAAAACGUAGCAUUUAGAAGAUUGGGAUGCAUUGCACAUGUUAUACAGCUAGUUGUAAAACUUGCAUAUGAUGGUAAAUAUCAUGGCUUACUUUUGAAGGUACUUGGAUUAGUGGGAAAAGUUCGCAAAUCUUCUGUUGCAUUGGAAAAAAUUAUCAACAAAUGUGGUAAGACUGUGAUCAGCGACUGUUCUACAAGAUAA